Molecule: messenger RNA, 6776 nt
Organism: Myiozetetes cayanensis
Lineage: Eukaryota; Metazoa; Chordata; Aves; Passeriformes; Tyrannidae
Gene: STAM
Product: signal transducing adaptor molecule
Exons: 14
Coding region: 95-1729 (544 amino acids)
Biological process (GO): protein transport to vacuole involved in ubiquitin-dependent protein catabolic process via the multivesicular body sorting pathway
Cellular component (GO): ESCRT-0 complex
Molecular function (GO): phosphatidylinositol binding; ubiquitin binding
Source: RefSeq, a predicted model, not a curated record
GGGGAGGAGCCGCCGCCGCCGCGUCUUGCUGCGUCCGUGCCCGCCGCCGCCGCGCUGCCGGGAGGGGCGGCCGCCCCGCGCCCCCCGCCCCGCCAUGCCGCUGUUCGCCACCAACCCCUUCGACCAGGAUGUGGAGAAAGCAACCAGUGAGAUGAACACUGCAGAAGACUGGGGCCUCAUCUUAGACAUCUGUGAUAAAGUUGGACAGUCACGCACAGGACCUAAAGAUUGUCUCCGCUCUAUUAUGAAGAGAGUGAACCAUAAAGAUCCUCAUGUUGCUAUGCAAGCGUUAACGCUUCUAGGUGCAUGUGUAUCAAACUGCGGCAAAAUCUUUCAUUUAGAAGUCUGUUCAAGAGAUUUUGCCAGUGAAGUAAGCAACGUGUUGAAUAAGGGUCAUCCAAAAGUUUGUGAAAAGCUGAAAGCCCUUAUGGUGGAAUGGACUGAUGAAUUCAAGAAUGACCCACAGCUUAGUUUAAUAUCUGCUAUGAUAAAAAAUCUUAAGGAGCAAGGAGUUACUUUCCCAGCUAUUGGUUCACAGGCUGCUGAACAGGCAAAAGCAAGUCCAGCUCUAGUUGCCAAAGAUCCUGGUACAGUAGCCAACAAAAAGGAAGAGGAGGAUUUAGCUAAAGCUAUUGAACUGUCACUAAAAGAACAAAGGCAACAGCAAACAACACUUUCCAGUUUGUAUCCGAGCACCUCAGGCCUUUUAACAAACCACAAACAUGAGGGCCGAAAGGUUCGUGCAAUCUACGAUUUUGAGGCUGCUGAAGACAACGAAUUAACUUUUAAAGCUGGAGAACUUAUAACUAUUCUUGAUGACAGUGAUCCGAAUUGGUGGAAAGGUGAAACUCACCAGGGUAUAGGAUUGUUUCCAUCUAAUUUUGUAACAGCUGAUCUUUCUGCUGAGCCAGAAAUGAUGAAAGCUGAGAAGAAAACAGUGCAGUUCAGUGAUGAAAUUCAAGUAGAGACAAUAGAACCUGAGCCUGAACCAGUUUAUAUUGAUGAAGAUAAAAUGGACCAACUCUUACAGAUGUUACAAAGUGCAGACCCAUCUGAUGACCAGCCAGAUCUCCCAGAAUUGCUUCAUCUUGAGGCAAUGUGCCACCAGAUGGGACCUCUCAUAGAUGAAAAGUUGGAAGAUAUAGACAGGAAACAUUCAGAACUUUCAGAACUCAAUGUUAAAGCGAUGGAGGCUCUUUCUUUGUAUAACAAAUUGGUGAAUGAGGACCCAAUGUAUUCCAUGUACGCAAAACUACAAAACCAACAGUAUUACAUGCAGUCAUCUGGUGUUUCUGGCUCUCAGGUUUAUCCAGGGCAAACCCAAAGUAACGCAUACUUGGUGGCAGGGAGUGCACAGAUGGGCCAUGUUCAAGGUUACAAUCUUCCUCCUGAACAGCUCCCUUCUCUCAGCCAAGGCACAGUUACUCCAUCUGCCAGCUCAGUACUGCCUGGUCAGCCUGCACAGACAUCUUACACAAAUGCAAUGGUUGGUUCUGUUGCUGGAAGUACUUACUCCAACCAGGCUUCAGUGUAUAGUCCACCACCUGGUACUGUUGAUGUUGCUGCUUAUCAGAAUGCUGGAACUAAUAUGUCCCAGGUGCCAAACUAUAACUUAGCAUCUACAGCUCUGCCACAGACAGCAGGCAGUCAGCAAGCACCUCCACAACAACCACAGCCUCCACCACCUCAACAACCACAGCAUAGCUACUCACAGAAGGCUCUGCUAUAGGAUCCAGGACUUCUGAUUCCUAAUCUUCUUUAACCUCUGCUAAAGGCAGUUGGCGAUUCUAUGAGUUUCUUCCUUUAAUCUCUUAAACUUUGUUUAUCCUCAGCUUAAUAAGAAUCUCUCUCGGUGAACAAGUUCAAUUUGCACUGACUUUUUAGGAUUUUUUUUUUUUUUAAUUUUGCAGAGGAACUGAUAUAUUUAGGAAAUUUACUUCCUUUUAAAAUGCCUAAAAAUUGGUACAAGAUUAUUUAUGUAUGGUAAAAUUGGCUAGUCUGUGAAAACUCAACAUUUGCAAACUGUUGUGGCAUAUAUGUUAUGUACAUAUAGUGUGUGAUUGCAGUAGUGCCCAUUUCGUAUAGCUAUGGUGGUUGUGUGAAUAUAUUUAACACAAUGUUUAAAAAUAAUUUACUUUACUAUUUUAUUUUAAUCAUGAACUGACAACCAUAUUUCAUAGUUUUGUGUAGUUUUAAGACAGAUGUGAUGUCUUUUUCCAAUGCAGGAAAAGCAGUAAUUCUGCAUAUCAUGGUUACAAUUACGAGCUAGGGUCUAUAUAUGAAUUUACAAACUUAUCUGAGUCUAGGUUUCACUACUUCUUGAACUGAACACAAGUGUAUCAUGACUAUUAGAUAGCUUAUCUACCAAAGUAAACUGGUUAACUAGUAAGUGAUUUGGGGGGAUAACAGCAAAUUAUGAUUCUGCUUUGGACAUAAUUAAUAACUUAAAACUACUAUUCAGAGGCUGCUAAACAUAUGGGACCAUGCAACAGAUCAGGAUCUUGCAUUUUGUCAUGAGAAGCAUGUAAUUUAUUUUUUCCAAGUUGUUUUUUUUACAAUGAGAACCAGAACUGUGUUCUAUGUGUGUUGGUAGAGAUUACACCAAAGAAAGACAAAGGAAUUGAAUUGGAAGAGAAACAAUGGAGUUUUAAACUGGAACACACAACAUUAAUUACACUAUUUUAUUCAAGUCUUCUUAAUUAGAACAUGGAGAAUUAUGGACAUUUAAAUCACUUUGCUGAACAAACCUUCAGGGCUUCGUUUUAUCUCUUGUGGCCUUGCUUAGCAAUUUGUUCUGUUUACUGUUUUAACACAAACACUUCUGCCUUAAACAUCUGUUUCAAUUUUCAGUUGUACCAUUUUAAGUUACUAGCCCUUCUAUAUCAUCAAUAGUUUAUGAAGCAUCUCAUUUUAAUCCACGUUCAGGUUACUUUGAACUCUCUUAUGCAGCAACAUGUAUUAGCCUGUUUAAACCCUUGUGUUUCUCAGUAACUUAGUCAACUGUCUCUUUAAGGCAUUGUAUUUUCUUUCUGUGGCUGAGGUGCUACAAAAGAAACAUGGUAAUUGAAGGCAGCAUUUUAGGCGUGCUUGAUCUGAGUUUCUUUUACAAAGACUGUUGUUAUUUUGCAUUUGUAUUCAAUCUAGUCAUCAUGGUUUUGUCUUUUCCAGCUACUCUAAUUCCUCUUAAAGCAAUACUAGAUGGCUUCAACAUCAGAUCUGUGUUUUUAGUCUUGCUACUGUGUGUGUCAGAAAUUGUUUGCUUUUGUGUACUAUAUUUUAGUGUGAUGCUUCUGGAAUUAAAUGUUGCAACUGUACAUUAUACUAUAAAAGGACCUCAGUUAUCCCAUACACUCCUGCAUCUGCUCACAGCUACCUAACAUGCAUUUGUUUCACUAUUUUAAUUGACACUGGUGUUUUGCAAGAUGCUUUCAGAUGAAUACUUUGCAUAACUUUUGACGGGGGUGGUUACAAAAUAUGCCCAUAGCUGAUCUGUUCCAGUUGGAGAUGUUCUAGCCAGCUGAUUGUUCUAAUACUAGUAUUUUCACACUUUUUUUCUCUAGAACUCUUAAGCGCCCUCACAAACUGUCAUUAAUUACUUCAGUACUUGGUGGCAUCACAAAAGCCUUUGGAAUUUGAAAAGAAAUACUAAAGAAAAGGAUAAUAAUCCAAGAUAUUGUGUCAUAGAUAAUAUUUUAAGGAUUGAAGAAGUGAUCUCUUUAUAAAAGACAUGUAGUAUAAUUUAGUGUUCUUUGUAUGCAUUCAGUACCUUAUUCCCAAAUCAGAUAUUCAAUGUGUAUAAAAAUGUAUCAUUUAUAUACAAAACUGAAAAUAACUUUUAAUUCUGUAGUUCUUAGUCCCUGAUUCAAAGAGAAGCUUGAAGCAUCAAGAGAGUCUGGCUGACAUUGACUAUUGUAUUCUUAGGUUUUCCCGUGUUGUUCCCUAACAAGGACCUAUGGAACUUCUGUACAGAAAUGACCCAGCAAAAAUAUUUUUGUUACUAAUUUGUCGUUGUUUUUAAAAUUUUGGAAGUCUUUUCUUGACAUACAGCAAUGCUCAUUCUUGGUUUCUCAUUUGAACGCAGAAACUUUAGGUGUAUCUAAAGUUUUUCUGCUUUCCAACUUGCUUAUUUUGGGCAUUCAGCCAUGUUUAUGAAAAUUAAAAUCACCUUUCAUUUAUAUUCAUCAUGACCAGAAAAACCACUUGCUAAAUUCAAUGCCCCUCUAAAUUCAAUAGAAUGAAAGUUGCAAAUAAAAGAUGGACACUUUCUAUUUUCCUUCCUGCCUUUACUGAAGUACUGCUCUAAGGUAUCCCCUGUAACAGACUGAGAAUUUUAGUUGUUUUUGAAUUCGAUUUCAUUGUCUACACCUGGUGCAGUAGAUCACUGUUUUUUAGGUUCAGAGUCUUAGUGUUUCUGCUGCAACCUACAUUUUCCAUUUCACAUGCAAUGUUCUGAUUAAAUUGAAUUUGGAGCUGUAUUGCUUUAUGUUGAUUUUUCUCAUCAGGAAAGUUAAUUUUGUCUUCUUGCUUGGUUGUGUCCUGUAUGCUCAAUACUCUAAAGUGAUGCCUUCUCCUACCUUGCUAGAUGCUGUCAUUACAUGAAUUCAUUCAGUCAUCCUCUUGUAUUCUCUCUGAUAACUUAGAAAUUAUAUGAUGAACCUUAGGAUUAAAGGGUGGGCUCAGUUCCGCGCACACUGUGUCUCACCUAAAAAAAUCCAAUGCGCAGGCUGGAAGGUGGAAAGACCUUCCCCGGAUCUUCGCUUGCGAAGACUGGCCAUUAUUAUUAUUAUAUGUCAGUUCAGCUCCUCUCUAUGGGUUUGGUAUCAUGAACCUGGAGAUGCCGUUGCUGGUCCUUCUCUGCCAUGAUUGAUUCUCAGAUUCCUCACUGAUGCAUUGUUUUGACCAAGUUCAUGUGUGUUCUACCUUACUAUGGUAUUGAACACAGAAAUGUGGGUGAAUGGGGGAAAGUACACGUACAGCUACUGUGUGGAAAAGCUUUUUAGCAAUUAAAUAAAGUGUCAGAAAGUUAAACUAUUUGAAAGUUAGGAACCCCAUGGAAAUGUUACUCAUGUUCCAAUAGAAGACCUAAUUUUUGAAUGCCUUGUUUCUUUACAUGUAUAUUGUCAAUGUAAGGCUAAAAUGUUUUCAAAAUAUUUUGUAUAACUCUUUGUUACUUAACCCUUUCAUUAAGGAAUACAAAAAUGCUAAUUAACUUCAGAAGGGGUAUUUCAGUGGCUUGGUUAGCCUGAACUGGAGCAAACUCUGGAAAGUGCCUUCUGUGCAUUUCACUUCUAUAAGCAAAACUUGUUUACCCCUGUGUAUCAUCUCAAUUUAUGUGGGCAUAACAAAGGUGUUAAGAUUUACUGUAAAACAUCCCAGGAAAAACACUGAGGCAGUGUGUUGAAAUCUGCUGUAUUGAUGUCAUGGCAGUGUGUUCCAGAGUGCUCAGCUGCAGGAACAGUCAACAUAUUUGUCCACUUCUGUUUAGUAAAUGGUACUGGUGUAGAUGUGGAUUUAAUGUCAUUGGCCAAAACACAUAUAGACAGCAGUAAAACAACAGUAGAAAGGAACAAAAUAUAAGCGUUACUGCAGGCUUCUCAACGUGGGUGGGGCAGCAUGCUGCCCUCAUGGUACAGUUACUGUUCAUGAACUUUGAGUUGGGGGAACUGAAAUGAAUUUGAACUUCAGAAAAUUCUGCCAGGAAUUAUUAGGAACAAAGGUGAUAAAUUUGCUCUUAAUACCAUGUACAUAUUUGCUGAUUAAAUCUAGGCUGCUAUUAUAGUUCUCUGAUUUCAUCUAGAUGGCAGGAACAUCAGAUUUACACUGGAGAACUGCUUAAUACCUCAUUCUCCAAUUUUUUUAAUGUUUUCUCUAAUAUCACUUCCUUUAUUUUUCACUCACAUUUCAAAGGUAUCUGUGCAGUCUUUACAUACUGAGGUCUUACCUUAUUCCUUCUCAGCUGGGUUUCACAGAAUGAAAAAGGAUAUCUCUAAUUACAGCAGCUACACUGGCAUUUUGAGUUACACAACUGCAGCUUCCUUUGGAGAGAUGCAUGCAUCUAUUUUGAAGAACAAGGGAGCAUAAUUUUUCCAGUUAAAAACUCGGAGGAGAUAUUUUUAAAGAAAAAGGUUAAGUAAGUUACAGAAACCUCCAUUACUAACAACAGGCAGAAUCAUUUUUUUCUCUGUUACUCAAUCUUAGUAAAGCUGACCAACUCCACACUACAGCUACUCCUUUCUCAUUUUUAGCUGCAAUGAAGAAUAGUGACCUUCAUACAUAGACUGUCCAACACCAUAGGAAAACAUGGAGAAGGCCUUGACAUUUGAACUUUUUCCUUCAAUAUGUAAAAAACACUAUCUACAUUUUUAAAGCCUUGUUUCUUGAAUUAGGAUGGCUGUGUUUAAAAACAUUCCAUUUGCUACUAUGUAAAAUUGCAGAUCUGAAUAUCCCUUUUUACGCUGCUACCUUGGCAAAAAGGUGGUAGGGACUUUUGUUCUUCUAUCCUGCAUGUUCUUCUGGAAUCCAAAUAAUUUUUGUCUUUGUCAUGAAAAAGAAACCUGCUGCAGUCUGCUUUGGUUUUAAUAAAGUGUACACAGUAGCAAAGUGUAUUUUUGUUUGGCUUUGUUUGUUUUGAUGCUGCCUUUGAAGUUGGCAUAUGUAUAUAUUUAGAUAUACUGCACUGUUGUAAAAGAAUUGUUUUAGUAAAUAACACUAUUUGUAAAAACUGUUAAUUGUUUUUGGUAUGAAUGCAAAAUAUUAAAGUUGGAGUAUUUAGUUCA